Messenger RNA from Solea senegalensis (Senegalese sole), 2516 nucleotides. RefSeq names its product transcription factor Dp-1-like. Gene Ontology annotation, biological process: regulation of cell cycle; regulation of transcription by RNA polymerase II. The record is from RefSeq and is a predicted model, not a curated record. NCBI's taxonomy places the organism in Eukaryota, Metazoa, Chordata, Actinopteri, Pleuronectiformes, Soleidae. The coding region runs from base 216 to 1457 and encodes 413 amino acids. Gene Ontology annotation, cellular component: nucleus; transcription regulator complex. The transcript has 12 exons. Gene Ontology annotation, molecular function: DNA-binding transcription factor activity, RNA polymerase II-specific; RNA polymerase II transcription regulatory region sequence-specific DNA binding.
ACGUCGAUGUUGCCCAAUCAGACGGCUCGAAAGUGAGGCACCGCCAAGAUCAGAUUGUGAGACGCGCUGCUGUAGCGAGGCUAACGGGGAGCGGACAGAAAGGGCUAAACACAGAGUGACGCUAACUUGCGAAGUGCACCGGGGUUUGAAGAGUAAAAAAAAGAGGAAAAUAUUUUUUUUAACCUGAAUCUCAACUUCUCCGGUCCUUUGGGAUCAUGGCAAAAGAUGUUGGUCUGAUUGAAACAAAUGGCGAGUUGAAGGUUUUCAUCGAUCAGAAUCUGAGCCCCAGCAAAGGCGUCCUAUCUUUGGUUACUGUCCAGCCCACAGCUGCACCUUUGGCCAAACAGCUACUCCCCAAAACCCUUGGGCCAUCGAACGUGAACAUUGCUGCACACAUGCAACAUGUGCCACACAUGGUGAUUGGAACACCCCAGAGGCCCACAGUAUCAAAUACAAUUUUGGUAAACAGUCCACACACACCAAGUUCCCAAUUCCUCACUCAGAGUCAACCAUCGGACGCCUCCCCUUGGUCAUCAGGAAAACGUGGAAAGAAAGGGGACAAGAAUGGAAAGGGCUUGAGGCAUUUCUCUAUGAAAGUAUGUGAGAAGGUGCAGAAGAAAGGAGUAACCACUUAUAAUGAGGUGGCAGAUGAACUGGUGGCAGAAUUCAGCUCUGCAGACAACCACAUGUCGCCCAAUGACUCGCAUGUGUAUGACCAGAAGAACAUUCGGCGGCGUGUGUACGACGCUCUCAAUGUGCUCAUGGCCAUGAACAUUAUCUCUAAAGAGAAAAAAGAAAUCAAGUGGAUUGGCCUGCCCACCAACUCAGCACAGGAGUGCCAAAAUCUAGAGGUGGAAAGACAAAGGCGGCUCGAGAGAAUUAAGCAGAAACAAUCACAACUUCAGGAGCUCAUACUGCAGCAAAUAGCUUUUAAGAACCUGGUUCAGAGGAACAGACAAGCGGAGCAGCAGGCAAACAGAUCCCCACCUCCCAACUCCAUCAUCCAUCUUCCCUUUAUUAUCGUCAACACCAGCAAGAAAACUGUCAUCGACUGCAGCAUCUCCAAUGACAAGUUUGAAUAUUUGUUCAAUUUCGACAACAUGUUUGAGAUCCACGACGACAUCGAGGUGUUGAAGCGUAUGGGUAUGGCCUGCGGUCUGGAGGUGGGAAAGUGUUCUCCAGAGGAUCUGAAGGUUGCACGGAACCUGGUGCCCAAAGCUCUGGAACCCUAUGUUAUAGAGAUGGCAAAGGGUCCCAUCAGUAAUGUCUACAUCACUGGAGGAUCCUCGGCAAACGGAGCGCGUUACCCAGCGAGCAGUGACGGCUGCACUGAUGGGACGAUGGCCUCCAGCUCAAACGACUCUCACUACAGCGGCUCCCGCGUGGAGACUCCAGUGUCGUACAUGGGAGACGAUGACGACGAGGACGAAUACGACGAGAACGACGACGAAGACUAGACCUGGUCUGCGUCUCGCCGCUCCAACAAGCACAGUCCUAAAAAGAAAAAAACACCCCUUCCUGUGUGUGCUUCUUCAGCCCCUCCCUGUUUCCCCCAUGCCUGUAUUUCUGUCUGGCUUUCUCAGGGGUGUACAUGAAAAUUGAACAGAGGUGUGUUUAUGGCACCCAUCUUUUUCCUGCUCCUGAAUCACGUGCACCUGCACUACAGCUCUGGGGGGGGUGGUGUCAUCCAAGGGAACUGUGGCCUUGGCUGCCACCACACUGAAGUCUUUGUAUGUCCCGAUCCACUUCUCAAUAAGCCAUCCCAGUAAAAAAACAAAAAAACAAAACAACCCUCUGUAAAACCUACUGCUGUUGGAGAAUGUAUAAUGUACUUGUUUGAAUAGUUAUUUCCUAUUAUUUUUGCAGUUGCGUAUAGCAGACGUGAUGAUGUUCAAAGUGUCCCAUGACGGCCAAAAAGGUCUGCGUAACCAUGGUUUCGGGAAAAGGCCUGAUUACAGUUGCCACGUCAUCUCAGGAUGGGGCUCCAUCAGAUGUGUUGAUACUUUUUUUGUUUUUCUGUUCUGGGCAAUAAUUUGAGAUAGUUUUUCUCCCACCCUCCCCGGUUUUGUUGGACUGGCUUCCUUCUGUUCUGUAGGCAGCUGCUUUUCUGAUCUCAUUUGCUAGUUCUGUUUUGUUUUUUUUUGUUUUUUUUGUAUUUGUAUUGGAGUUGAGGAAUUCUCCAUCACCACCACCCUGUUAACGCCUUGGUAGUGUUUACAAAAAUAAUGGCACCAGCAAGGUCAAGGACUUUCAUAACCCAGGCUCCUGAUAGGUAAAUAAGCUUUGUUUGUAAUUACAUAUAUGAAUCCUAUGACGAUUGUAGCUUAUAGUAUCCUUUAGAGGCCAGUGGUAAAGAUAAAAUUAUUGAUGUAACAAAAAAAUGUGUGGUUGUGUAGGUCUUGAUGUGCUCCCUUCAAAGAUCUCUUUUAAAACUGAGCAACACAUGUACUGACUCUUCCAAAUACCUUUUUCUGUAAUCUAAUAUAAGUUUGCAAAUUAAAUAUAGAUUGUUUUAA